UCGCCGACCAUCAACAAUGGACAACAGCGCAACGGACGACAUCUCGUCGUCCCCACGGAGAAUGCCCCCCCGCCGCCACCCACAACAAGCACAACGACACCAACGACUCCGACAACAGCCGCGCAAUUUCCAUCCUCGGCUGUCACCGUCAUACUCUCAGCCAACGACAACAUCACGAAUAACAUAGCAAAUACCGACGCGAGAUACGACAUGCUGCAUCGGGCCUCUUCACCUUCGGCAGUGCCACCUAUGGUGCCUCGAGCCCACAGUACGAGGGGUCUACACCGGAUACCCCCGGCUUUACCCGAAAAAACAUCCGCCCGACUGACAUCAUCGAGCUCUUCCAUACCACCGGUACUCCCACCUCAAACUGCUCCGAAGCCACCAAAGGGCCCCAAAGAGGGUAGCGGUUGUCCGAAACCCGACCACCUCUACGAGAACACGAUUAACAUCCCCGGGACCAAGCAACACGUCGUCAAGAACAUCAACGUCGAGGCGCGACUGACGUCACUAAUGAGAGACAAGGAUGAUAACGGGCGGCCGGUACCGAAGACAACCGAUUCCGCUGCCUACGAAAAUAUCAAUGUCGAACACAUCUCCAGACUAAUGGCUCUAGGUUUUGCCCAGGACGCCGUGAUACGGGCACUCGGUAUUACGAGGAACGACCUCGAAAUGGCUUGUGACAUUCUUCACGAAUUCGCUCAGAAGUCAUCCUGA
This is a messenger RNA of Ceratosolen solmsi marchali, 717 nucleotides long. RefSeq lists its product as uncharacterized. The coding region runs from base 211 to 717 and encodes 168 amino acids. The transcript has 3 exons. NCBI's taxonomy places the organism in Eukaryota, Metazoa, Arthropoda, Insecta, Hymenoptera, Agaonidae. The record is from RefSeq and is a predicted model, not a curated record. Gene Ontology annotation, molecular function: protein binding.